AUGUCAAACUGUCAAAGUUCAGAGUUCAUAGUCGUAUGCAUCCUGUUUGUCAUUCUAGCAGCGGUUCAAGCGGUGCCCAUUCCCCUGUCACAAGCGAAGUCCUACCUGGAACAGUAUGGCUAUCUAACCGCCUCUUCCAAAAGUUUAGACGAUACAAGUAUGCGCGAUGGGAGCAGCUUUGUUCGCGCCCUUAGGGAGUUCCAGGAAUUUAUGGGGCUGGAAGUUACAGGCGAUCUGGAUGCCGAGACCAUGAGAUUUAUGUCCAUGUCACGCUGCGGAGUGCGGGAUCGCCUGGACACUGACAGACUAAAGUUCAAUGUUGGCCCCAAGUGGCCCACCAAAAACUUAACGUACCAUAUCGCAUCGUAUCCCAAAUUCCUCAGGCGGGAGGAUGUGGACGUAGAGAUUGAACGCGCUUUUGCCGUUUGGUCCGAGGUGACCGAUCUGACCUUUACCAAGAAGUCCUCCAAAAAGGUCGACAUCGAGAUCCGUUUCGAGGUAGGAGAUCAUGGUGAUGAUGAUUCCUUCGACGGUAGAGGAAAAAUUUUGGCUCAUGCCUUUUUACCUACCGAUGGCGAUGUCCACUUCGAUGAUGCGGAGCUGUGGACUAUUGGUAUUGGCCCGAAGAAUAGCACAAAUCUCUUCGUGGUGGCCGCCCACGAAUUCGGUCAUUCCCUGGGUCUGCGCCACUCCAAUUAUUAUACCGCCUUGAUGGGACCCUUAUACCGCGAGUACGAUUCCAAUUUCAAGCUGCACGAGGACGAAAAGGCGGGCAUCCAAUCGCUUUACGGCAGUAAGACGACUACCACUCAGCCCAAAGUGCCGCUGGACGACUCAAUUUGCACGAACCCCAAGAUGGACACAGUCUUCCAAUCGGAUCAAGGCGAGACGAUCUUUUUCAAGGGCGACAAGUUCUACAAAGUGACCGAUGGGUCCGUAGUAAGAGGAUACCCCAAACUUAUCUCCGAGCGCUGGCCAGGAUUGCCGAGUAACAUCGAUGCGGCGUUAACCUUGAAUAAAUUUACGAUCUUCUUCAAGGGAAACCUUUUGUGGUGUUACCUGGGUCGCGAAAUGUUGUUCGGUUUCCCACAAUCGAUCAGCUUCAACUUCUAUUUUAUUCCCGAUCAUCUUGACGCAGUGCUGUAUAAGGGCGGUAACGAGAUUUUCUUUUUCAAGGGCAGCCAGUUCUGGGCAUACCCUAAUCCCAAUCAACCGUUGGCCCCAACAAUGAUAUCCCCUGGGAUGAUAAAUCAACACUGGAAGGGUGUUCCCGAUAACCUGGAUGCUGCGUUUAUGGAUUCCUAUGGAUACACGCACUUGUUCAAGGGCGACGAAUACUACCGAAUAGACCCAAUGAAAUUUAAUGUUGACUUGGACCAGGACGCCUACCCCAAACCCAUCGGCCCCAUUUGGCUCGGCUGCAAAAUUCCAUUUUUAAUGGAAUAA
This is a messenger RNA of Drosophila takahashii, 1446 nucleotides long. Lineage: Eukaryota; Metazoa; Arthropoda; Insecta; Diptera; Drosophilidae. The record is from RefSeq and is a predicted model, not a curated record.